UGCGAGGGGUGGUUGAUAAAACAUAUUUUGCCGUCGUGAAGGCAGCGAGCAAAUGCAGAGCAUGGACUGCGACGAGGGGCCGCGGAAGGAAGGAUGCUUCAGAUGCAAGUACAUCGCCAUCGUCCUGUGCGGGCUGCUGAUUGCCGUGGGCCUGGCCGUGGGGCUGGGAGUGGGGCUGAAAGGCCGCACUGAGGUGUGCGACGAGGGCACCAAGCCCCCCACCGUCAGCCCGGCCGGCACCAAGCCGCCCACCGCUAGCCAGCCGCCAGCCCCCAGCUAUUGCCCCCCCGACACGGACUCGAACGGACCGUGGAGCAACUUUCGGCUGCCCGACUACAUCAACCCGGAGCACUACCAGCUGCAGCUCACACCCAACAUGGACGAAGGCUCCUACACCGGUGUAGUGGUGGUCCAAAUCCACACCCACCGGCCCACCAAGUACCUUUGGCUGCACACCAAGGGGGGCAACCUGACCUCGCAGCCCACCCUGCAGCUGCAGGAGGGCUCGGCGCCCGCCCGCUCGCUCGCCCUGCGCCGCUGCUUCGAGUACAAAGCCCACCAGUACUUGGUGCUGGAAGCCGAGAAGGUGCUGUCCGCCACUGCCGCUGGACAGUCCUAUCUGCUCACCCUGCACUUCCAGAGCAGCCUCCUGGGCUCGCUGGUCGGCUUCUACAAAACCACCUACUUGGAAAACGGCAUUAUCAAGAGCAUUGCAGCUACUGACCAUGAACCAACAGAUGCACGGAAAACAUUCCCUUGUUUCGAUGAACCCAAUAAGAAAGCAACAUACACCAUCUCUAUAACACACAGUGAACCAUAUCAAGUGCUUUCAAACAUGCCGGUUGAGGUAAUUAUAUGACCCUCCGAAAUUAAAACUGAAAAACUCAGUAAUGGCCAGAAAAAGACGACAUUUAAAAAAUCUGUUAAAAAUGAGUACUUACUUGGUUUGUUUGCUGUUCAUCAAUUUGAUUAUGAGGAAGGCUCAUUAAGAGGAACCCCUCUUAGAAUAUAUGUCCAGCCUCAGCAGCGUCAUACAGCAAUCUUUGCAGCAAACACCAUGAAAACAAUAUUUGACUACUUUGAAAAGUAUUUUAACAUAAGUUAUUCUCUUCCUAAACUAGAUAUGAUUGCUAUCCCUGACUUUGGGACAGGUGCAAUGGAAAACUGGGGCCUGGUCACCUACCGAGAGACUAAUCUGCUAUUUGAUGAUAGAAAAUCAUCCUCACACAAUAAGCAACGGGUUGCUUCUGUCAUUGCCCAUGAACUUGUUCAUCAGUGGUUUGGAAAUCUUGUCACCAUGGAUUGGUGGGAUGAUCUGUGGCUGAAUGAAGGAUUUGCUAGUUUCUUUGAGUAUAUCGGAGUAAAUGAAGCUCAACCUGAUUGGUUAAUGUUAGAUCAGAUUCUUACAGAUGAUGUUUUAUCUGUAAUGGACGAUGAUGCUUUGUUAUCAUCCCAUCCAAUCAUUGUUAAUGUAUCAACCCCAGCCGAAAUUACCUCUGUAUUUGAUGGCAUAUCAUACAGUAAGGGUGCAUCAAUUCUACGUAUGUUGCGUGACUGGUUAACUCCAGAAAACUUUCAGAAGGGAUGCCAGAAAUACCUCCAUGAUCAUCAGUUUCAAAAUGCAAAAACAGAUGACUUCUGGGAAGCCUUGGCUCAGGUCAGUGGUGAGCCAGUAAAAGAAGUGAUGGAUACAUGGACACGACAAAUGGGUUUCCCUGUGCUGAAUGUUACUUCAAAUGGUCAGGUCUCACAGGAGCGCUUCUUGUUGGAUGCAAAUGCAAAUGCAACUCAGCCUCCUUCGUUCCUGAAAUACAGAUGGAACAUUCCCAUAAGGUGGCAUACAAUAGAAGGAGACAAUGGGACUAUAUUUUUCAACUUGUCACAAGCUACAGUGACGCUACCAAAGAUUCCACCUUCCCACACCCUGAAAGUAAACACAGACCAUAUUGGGUUCUAUCGUGUGCAAUAUGAAGAAUCAGCCUGGCAAAACAUCAUCCAGCAACUGAUAACCAACCAUACAAAAUUUUCAAGCACUGAUCGUACAGGAUUUAUCGAUGACACAUUUUCCCUGGCAAGAGCAACUCUCCUAAAGUACUCUGUGGCCUUAAACAUGACAAAAUAUCUGAAAAAUGAAGAAGACUAUUUACCUUGGUCAAAAGCCAUUUCAUCCAUUGCAUAUAUUCGGAGCAUGCUACAAGAUGAUAACAUUCUUUACCCAAAAUUCCAGGCAUAUUGGAGAAAACAAGUGAAGCCCAUUGCAAGUGCACUUGGUUGGACUGAUACAGACUCCCAUUUGAAAAGGUUAUUGAGGGAAGAUGUUCUGGGGCUUGCAUGCCACAUGGGAGAUGAGGAAGCAUUAAACAAUGCAAGCAACUUAUUUGAAGAAUGGUUGGCAGGAAAAAGUAUAGCACCUAACCUGCGUCUGAUUGUGUACCGCUAUGGAAUGCAACAGGUUGGGAAUGAGUCUUCGUGGGAAAUUAUGUUUAAAAGGUACCAGGAAACACCUCUUGCACAGGAGAAGGACAAGCUUCUAUAUGGAUUGGCUUCAGUGGAGGAUGUGCAACUUUUGGACAGGUUCUUAAAGUAUCUUAAAAACGAAAGUCUCAUAAAGGCUCAGGACGUGUUUACUGUUAUCCGGUACAUUUCAUACAAUAAGUACGGGAAAACUAUGGCUUGGGAUUGGACACGACUCAACUGGGAAUACUUAGUCCAAAGAUACACAAUUAACGAUAGAAAUCUUGGACGGCUGAUUUUGAGAAUAACGACUUCAUUUAACACUGAACUCAGUUUGUGGCAGAUUAAAGAUUUCUUUGCAAAAUAUCCAGAGGCUGGAGCAGGAGAAAUUCCUCGUAAGCAAGCUCUUGAAACUGUGCAGACAAAUAUAGACUGGUUAAAAAACAACAAGAAUGAAAUAGACCAAUGGCUGCAAAGCAAUCACUGAAAACUUAAGGUUAUUGCAAAUCCUCAGUGGAAACGUAAUUGCCAUUGAUUAAGCACAAAGCAUGGAAAUUUGCAGCAGCAUUUGAGUCCUGUGUCAAGUUUUGUGUUAUUUUUUGGGAAGUUUUAUGGAAAUUACUGUUUUUAAAAUCUACAUUUUAAUUGUAGCCUGAUAAUCCAAGAUGGUUUGUGCAAACAUUUGGGGGCUUCCCUUUGUUCUCCUCUUUACAGUCAUUGAGCCUUAUGAUGAUAUUGUUUACAAUGCAAACAAUUAAACUGGAAUGAGCCAUGCAUUGUCAUUAUUGCAGCAAAUACGAUGAGAGAA
Messenger RNA from Pristis pectinata (smalltooth sawfish), 3262 nucleotides. RefSeq names its product glutamyl aminopeptidase (gene enpep). Gene Ontology annotation, molecular function: zinc ion binding; metalloaminopeptidase activity; peptide binding. Gene Ontology annotation, biological process: peptide catabolic process; proteolysis. Lineage: Eukaryota; Metazoa; Chordata; Chondrichthyes; Rhinopristiformes; Pristidae. Gene Ontology annotation, cellular component: cytoplasm. The record is from RefSeq and is a predicted model, not a curated record.